GUGGUACGCCGCGUCUUUUCUCGCGACGCGAGUUGCGACAACCGAAUAAAUUUAUUUUGGGUUAUUUGAUCCUUUUUAAUGGCUGCCGUAUAACGACUGAAUGUGUACUUAAAUCAAACAUGAGUGAUUAUUCUUCUAUGGCUACGCUUCAAAACAAUAGCCAACCGGCGGGAUUUGCGGCUGCUCUACAACGUGCUAAAUUGGUUGCUGCUAAAAUCGAGGGUGGUGGUAGCAAGAGACCUUUGGAAGACGGACCAGAGCCUAGCGCAAAGAAAUUGGCUUCGAUUGACCCGGCAUAUCAACAACAACACGCAGCAAUGAGUUCAUCAUCGGCGGCGGCGGCUGCUGCAGCGGCAGCGGCGGCUGCGGCGCGCAUCGCCGCGGCGAACCCCACACCACCAGCCCCGGCCCCACCUGGCCUGAUGCAGGACCAGACCCUCAACGAGUACAUCCGGGUGCCGGACAAGAUGGUUGGCUUGAUUAUCGGUCGCGGCGGUGAGCAGAUCACCCGAUUGCAAGCGGAGUCCGGUUGCAAGAUCCAAAUGGCUCCCGGCUCCGGUGGUCAACCGGACCGCGUAUGCACUCUCACUGGCUCCAGGGAGGCCAUCGCCCGCGCCAGGGAACUUGUGAACCAAAUAGUGAACCAUCGCGGGCGAGAGAACGCGCCUCAACACGACGGGCCCGGCAUGGGCAUGGGCAUGGGCGGCGGCGACAUGGGCAGCCCGCCCAUGCAGAGGGGUGGCGGCGGCGGUGGCGGCGGUGGCGGCGGCGGUGGCGGCGGUGGCGGCGGUGGCGGCGAAGUGAUGCUGCCCGGUCCCAAAGUGGGUCUGAUCAUCGGCAAGAGCGGCAAGACCAUCAAACAGCUGCAGGAACAGUCUGGUGCCAAGAUGGUCGUCAUCCAAGACGGACCCAACACGGAAUAUGAGAAGCCCCUACGUAUCUCAGGCGACCCGAGCAAGGUGGAGCACGCGAAGCAGCUUGUGUUCGAGCUGUUAGCUGACAAGGAUGCCGGCGGCGGCGGCGGUGGCGGCGGCGGCGGCGGCCGACAGUACGACGACGUGUAUUCACCCCAAGACCAGGGCAACCAUAUGGGCGGCAACCAAACUGAGGUAUUAGUGCCGAAAAUAGCCGUGGGCGUUGUGAUCGGGCGCGGCGGAGACAUGAUCAAGAAAAUCCAGGCGGAAACCGGAUGCCGAGUCCAAUUCCACCAAGAGAGAGACGAUGGGCCUGGAGAUAAGAGAUGUUACCUACAAGGCAAACCUCACCAAGUGGACCAAGCGCGUCAAAUGAUUGAAGAUUUAAUCGCCAGCGUCAACAGGCGGGAUCAAGAAGUGCGAUCAGGGCGCGGUCGCGGCGGCUCCGGGCAGCGCAACGGCGACCGUGGAGACUUCCAGCAGUGGCAGGACCAGGAGAUACGCGUCACCUUCACCGUGUCCAACCUGAAGUGUGGACUCAUCAUCGGCAGAGGCGGCGAAGUAAUAAAACAGAUUAACGCGCAAUCGGGCGCGCACUGCGAGCUAGACCGACGCGCACAGGGCGCGGAUCGCAACAACCGCACCUUCUACAUCCGCGGACACCCAGACGCGGUUGAACACUGCAAACGAAUCAUCAUGGAGAAAGUUGGCAUGCCGGUGAACUUCAUCCAAGAGGGCGGCAACGGCGGCGGCGGCGGCGGCGGCGGCGGCAGCAACAACGGCAACGGAAACGGCGGCGGCGACUACUACGGCGGCGGAGGCCCGCAGGGCGCCGCCUGGGGCUACAACCCGCACUGGCACCAACCCAACAACCAGCCGCCACAGCAGCAACAAGUGAACAUCAACCCGAGUACAGGCCAGCCCGACUACUCGCAACAAUGGAUCGACUACUACCGCUCGCUGGGGCUCAUGAGAGAAGCGGAGGCGAUAGAGCAGCAGGCUAAACAACAGCAGCAAGACAGAAAAAGUGAUUCACAAAUGUGUAACCCCUCAGGUGGAGCGGGCAACGGUGCUGGAGGCCCCCCCGGCCCCGCCGCGCCCGGCCCCGCGCCGUCGCCGGCCCCGGCCGCCGGCGCCGACUACAGCGCGCAGUGGGCCGAGUACUACCGCAGCAUCGGCAAGCUCAAGGAGGCCGAGGCCAUCGAGCAGCAGAUCAAGAUGAAGCAAGGGCAGGCGGCGCCGGGCGGAGCGGCCGCGCCGUCCGCGCCCGCGCCGGCCGCCACCCCGCCCGCGGCGGGCGUGAUGCCGCAGCAGUACCAGUACCCCGGCUACCCCGUGCAGGCCUACCCGCCCUACCAGCCCUACCAGUACCAGCAGCAGCCCGACCACCAGCAGUGAACAGGCCGCGGCGCACCGAUCACCGACGAGACGACACUUCAUUCUAGACUGUAAGGCCUGUCCACACUGAGCGACAAAAGUCAGAACGCCACAGAUAUUACAGACAUGCUAUGUGAUCGCGUAAAUCUGAGUCCAAAAGUGAGAAAACUACAAUAGAGACACAAUUACUAAUUGCUAUGUGAUCAAGCCGAGUUUUAAAGAAAAAUGGCGUUGCUUUUGCCGCUCAGCUCGGAUAAUAGGCCAAUAACCUUAAGCCAAACCUCGACGACUAAUUCAGAACGCCCACAAUAAAUAAAACGGCACAGUAAAUAACACGUCUAAGACAUAUCAAGCAUUUAUUUCUUGUGGGUCAACCUAUGUUAAAUCAUGAGAUUACCGGUAUUAUUUAAUUGUGUAUAUUUCGGCUGUGUGGUCUAUAACGUGAACGUUCUAGAAGUGUAUUUGUAUGUUGACUGAUGUGCCAGUUUGUCCAGGAUAGACCCACACUGCCUUUUAAAUGAGACAACAGCUGGGGCUAUAAGAGAAAGCAAAGCGUAGAGAACCGCCAGCCUCGCGCCGCUGCGGAUAUCGAGGUAACAGUUUGAAUAGUAUGUCUAUCUCAUGUCUUUUACGUGUUAUAUUAUAUGUACAUUCUAGAUUCAAAUCAAUUUAAACCUACGCUCCGUUCAAGCGUUACAUAGUUUAGGUCAAUCGGAAAAUCUCCUUUCGAUUUCAUAAUUAUGUCUUAGCAAGUAAGUUACGAUUGUGAAUUAAUGCUCCUUCUCGAUUUAGGGCUCACGUCGUCGGAUAAAAAUAAACAUACAUAUUUUAUGUAUUUUUUCGAUUAAAAAAUUAGCUUUGAAUAAUGGAGAUUCGGUGUUAGUGUAACGAAGGUAAUGUAAGUUGAACUACAUUCCUUUAUAAAAUUGUUCAAUCCUAUACUUGCGUGAGCUGCGCUCCGUUCGUUCCGUAAAGAACGUUCUAUAGCAAACUCACUAUUGGUAGAAUCAAAUUACGCUGAUUAAUUACAUGAAUUUAAUAUGUGAAUGGAUUAAACCCAUAAUCGUUUGCUAAACAACGUUCUGUAUGGUCAGCAAAAGGAGCUACUCCGGCGCGAUCGCUUCACGGGAUAACCCCGAGUCAUUGUAUUAAUAUUUAAGAUAUAAAGUGUAUGUUGAUUGA
Messenger RNA from Cydia splendana, 3473 nucleotides. RefSeq names its product far upstream element-binding protein 1 (gene Psi). NCBI's taxonomy places the organism in Eukaryota, Metazoa, Arthropoda, Insecta, Lepidoptera, Tortricidae. The transcript has 16 exons. Bases 120 to 2312 code for a protein of 730 amino acids. Gene Ontology annotation, molecular function: mRNA binding. Gene Ontology annotation, biological process: regulation of DNA-templated transcription. The record is from RefSeq and is a predicted model, not a curated record. Gene Ontology annotation, cellular component: nucleus; cytoplasm.